AAAUAAACGUCGCUGACCGUAUGCUAGUAGCCAGAUUUGGGCUCUCAGUUCGGGGUGUAAGCGAAAUCAGACGUACAUCGUUUUUUUUUUUACAUCUAAAGAGAAAACAAGAGUGGAUACUAACAAUAAAUCGCUUCACACGGAGGGUGACGACUAAUCGGAAUAUCUGGAGAGGUACUUUACUGUGACCUUUAUGUGAGGUCUAAGCCCUAAAGGAACGGGUCAUAGACGGGAGGAGCGACUCGGAGAGAAGACUGGCCAUUGAAGCCUGGAUCUGUUUUUAUUUUUUGAGUCAGUCCCUGAAACGCACGACUAAAGCCGAACAGGUUUUCAGCAAGCUACGAGAAGCAUGGAGGCCAUUGCCAAAUACGAUUUCAAAGCCACUGCUGAUGAUGAGCUUAGUUUCAAACGUGGGGAAAUCCUUAAGGUAUUAAACGAGGAGUGUGAUCAGAACUGGUACAAAGCAGAGCUAAACGGAAAAGAUGGCUUCAUCCCGAAGAACUAUAUAGAGAUGAAGGCCCAUCCGUGGUUCUUUGGGAAAAUUCCACGGGCCAAAGCAGAGGAGAUGCUGAACAAACAGAGACACGAUGGGGCCUUCCUCAUCCGAGAGAGUGAGAGCGCACCAGGAGACUUCUCCCUCUCUGUGAAGUUUGGAAAUGACGUUCAGCAUUUCAAGGUCCUUCGUGAUGGGGCUGGAAAGUAUUUCUUGUGGGUGGUAAAGUUUAACUCUCUGAACGAGCUGGUGGACUACCACCGCACCACCUCUGUAUCCCGCAAUCAGCAAAUUUUCCUCCGGGACAUCGAGCAGGUCACCCAGCAUCCCACAUAUGUGCAGGCACUCUUUGACUUUGACCCCCAGGAGGAAGGGGAGCUGGGUUUCCGGCGCGGUGACUUCAUCCAAGUCCUGGACAACUCUGACCCCAACUGGUGGAAAGGAGGCUGCCAUGGCCAAACGGGCAUGUUCCCCCGCAACUAUGUCACACCUGUCAACCGGAACAUCUAAACAGUCAGACCAUGUAAACAGCCACCACGACAACAACCAUCACCACCACCACCAUCGUCAUCAUCAUCGCCCCCUGAUCUCAUCAGCCCCUAUCUGAUCCCCAACCACCCACUCACCCUUGUCCCGCCAUCCCACGAUAACAGGAGCAGACAGGAAGAACGCAAACAGCUAAAAGAGAGAGGAAAAAGGAGCAGAGCUGUCGGAGGCGUCACAGUGUGGGUGGCAAAUAAAAAAAUCUACUUUUACUUGUACUGAGAAUGUUCACCUCCCUAGUGAACACCUCGGUCAGUAUUGAACUGUCAUUGAGGGAAAUCUAAAUGCAGAGAAACUAAGCGUAGUGCACCAAGCGUGAAGAUAACCGAACGAGUCUCCCGCUAGAACUCCCACAGCUGCUUCUGUCCUCUUCUUUACUUCUUAACAUUCUUGCCUUUUCUUUUGUGUUUCCUUUUCCUUUGCCGCAUGUUGUUUUAAUCACCUAAAUGAAAUACCUACCUAUAAAACCUAACUCUGUUUUAAAGAAAAAAAAAUAGGAGUAAAAAUAUAAAAAGAAGAAAUUGUUAAAAAAAAAAAAAAAAAAAAAAGAGUGAGAGAGAAGGAAAAAAAAAA
Messenger RNA from Myripristis murdjan (pinecone soldierfish), 1609 nucleotides. RefSeq names its product growth factor receptor-bound protein 2b (gene grb2b). Gene Ontology annotation, molecular function: protein binding. The transcript has 6 exons. The record is from RefSeq and is a predicted model, not a curated record. The coding region runs from base 350 to 1003 and encodes 217 amino acids. NCBI's taxonomy places the organism in Eukaryota, Metazoa, Chordata, Actinopteri, Holocentriformes, Holocentridae.